This is a messenger RNA of Phacochoerus africanus (Common warthog), 3322 nucleotides long. RefSeq names its product G protein subunit alpha 12 (gene GNA12). Gene Ontology annotation, biological process: Rho protein signal transduction; adenylate cyclase-modulating G protein-coupled receptor signaling pathway. Gene Ontology annotation, molecular function: D5 dopamine receptor binding; guanyl nucleotide binding; G-protein beta/gamma-subunit complex binding. The record is from RefSeq and is a predicted model, not a curated record. The coding region runs from base 77 to 1225 and encodes 382 amino acids. NCBI's taxonomy places the organism in Eukaryota, Metazoa, Chordata, Mammalia, Artiodactyla, Suidae. The transcript is spliced from 4 exons. Gene Ontology annotation, cellular component: heterotrimeric G-protein complex; brush border membrane.
CGGCGGCGGCGGACGCGGCCUGAGGGAGCGGCCGGCUGCCGCCUCGCCCGCCGCGGGGUCCAUGGCCUGAGCGGCCAUGUCCGGCGUGGUGCGGACCCUCAGCCGCUGCCUGCUGCCGGCCGAGGCCGGCGGGGCCCGCGAGCGCAGGGCGGGCGGCAGCGGGGCCCGCGACGCGGAGCGCGAGGCGCGGCGGCGCAGCCGGGACAUCGACGCGGGGCUGGCCCGCGAGCGGCGCGCCGUGCGGCGCCUCGUCAAGAUCCUGCUGCUGGGCGCGGGCGAGAGCGGCAAGUCCACCUUUCUCAAGCAGAUGCGCAUCAUCCACGGCCGCGAGUUCGACCAGAAGGCGCUGCUCGAGUUCCGCGACACCAUCUUCGACAACAUCCUCAAGGGCUCCAGGGUUCUGGUUGAUGCGCGAGAGAAGCUUGGCAUUCCUUGGCAGUACUCGGAGAAUGAGAAGCACGGCAUGUUCCUCAUGGCCUUUGAGAGCAAAGCGGGGCUGCCCGUGGAGCCCGCCACCUUUCAGCUCUACGUCCCGGCCCUGAGCGCGCUCUGGAGGGACUCGGGCAUCAGGGAAGCCUUCAGCCGGAGGAGCGAGUUCCAGCUGGGCGAAUCGGUGAAGUAUUUCCUGGAUAACUUGGACCGGAUUGGCCAGCUGAAUUACUUGCCCAGCAAGCAGGACAUCCUGCUGGCGAGGAAGGCCACCAAGGGCAUCGUGGAGCACGACUUCGUGAUCAAAAAGAUCCCCUUCAAGAUGGUGGACGUGGGCGGCCAGCGCUCGCAGCGCCAGAAGUGGUUCCAGUGCUUCGACGGCAUCACGUCCAUCCUGUUCAUGGUGUCCUCCAGCGAGUACGACCAGGUGCUCAUGGAGGACCGGAGCACCAACCGGCUGCUGGAGUCCAUGAACAUCUUCGAGACCAUCGUCAACAACAAGCUCUUCUUCAACGUCUCCAUCAUCCUCUUCCUCAACAAGAUGGACCUCCUGGUGGAGAAGGUCAAGGCCGUCAGCAUCAAGAAGCACUUCCCAGACUUCAAGGGCGACCCCCACCGGCUGGAGGACGUGCAGCGCUACCUGGUGCAGUGCUUCGACCGCAAGAGGCGCAACCGCAGCAAGCCGCUCUUCCACCACUUCACCACCGCCAUCGACACCGAGAACAUCCGCUUCGUCUUCCACGCCGUGAAGGACACCAUCCUGCAGGAGAACCUCAAAGACAUCAUGCUGCAGUGACAGCGGCCGCGCCGCGGGCCCGGGCCCCCCGGGGGCGCGCUCCGUCCCGCCGGCGCGGCCGAGGGAGGCGACGCGGCGGCGGCGUUAGCUACUGAGUCCUGGGGACGAGUGACACUACUGAGAUCCAAGCGGCCACCCUGGCGUGAACGUGCGCUGCCGGAGAACACGGCUUCCCUCUUCCGGGCGCUUCCUUUCCGGACGCAGCUUGGGCGGGGCCCGCGGGCCUGCGCGCGCCCGCGCCGCCCUUGGUGGCAGAGCCGCCAAAGCGCGGGUCUGUGCGGAGGCCGACGCCGUUCCUCUCCAACGCUGCGUCCCCGCGGAGGGGCGUCGCCGGCUGGGGCCGCGCGGGAGGUGCCGGGCGUGCGGGCUGAGCUGGGUCCCAGCGCGGGGCCUCCGCGAGGGAGGGCGCCGCCUUUCCCAUCUCUUGUGCCAGUUUCCCGAGAGGCCCUGGUCCCGGCCGUUCGAUGAAGCGCCGGCUUGAGAGCAGGGGAGCGAGAAUGCGGGUGUAGACCUGCCUUAACGCCCCCACAGCCUGCGUGCGCAGUCUUCCCGCCCCGUCAGAUCCCGGGGUGGGAGGUGUGGACGCAGGUGCACGCCCCCCUCCCUUCUGCCCGGCGGUGCCUGCUUCCUCCGGGCCACCCUCCCGCCCUCGGCCCUGCGGGCACUGCCUCUGUCCCCGUCGCCCAGCACCUGCGCGGCUGCAGGGAGCCUCGCCCUCUCGGGGGCCUCCGGAGCUGGCGGGAUCGCCAGCACAGCCUUCGCUCGGGCCGCGGCUGCUGCCCGGAAAAUCCGGCUUUGUCCACACUGCCACCCCACUGGUGCCUUCCGAUAGCCAGCCCGAGGAUAGCCAGCUCGGAUCCAGUCUGUUGCUUCUGUUACCGCACACGUGACAGGUAAACACUACCGGCCUGGUCUCCUCCGGGUCAGACCCCAGGAGGCUGUGAACGUCGCUGCGAGCUGGUAAACCCUGCUCUCCGGUGCUCUGCCCGGGUGUCUGUCACCGUUUCAAAAACACGCUGCCUUCCAGACUGGCCUCCUCUGGGUGUUCCUCUGCUACAAUCUGUGUGGCCUGUCGAGUGAAAGAGAAAACACUUCCCCUGUAAGUGACACCAGAAUGUUCCUGUGGUUUAAGAACCAUCCCCAGGCCCCGGCCCCAGGCCACGCUGUUCCAUCCUAUAUCCUGGGGCCUGUCCUGCUCGCUUUCAGCCGGCAGAUAAGCAGCGGCCUCAGAGGCUGGCCCGCAGGAAGGGGAGGAAGAGGCCUGCUUCUGAGUCAUCCUGUUAUCACAGCGUUUGAACGAGGGGACAGCAUGAAAUCCUCUCUCGGUGCUCGAGGCUUCCUGUCGACGUUUGCUGGAGUUUCGGCUCUUUUUUUGGCUGGAGAAAAGUUGCUGUUUUUGUCCUGCUUCCUGUGGCUCUUCAUAAACCGAAAGGACGUGCUCCAGGUUCAGGGCCAGUGACCCUGGUUUAAAAGGAAAAGAACGCGCUUGGGCUCCGUCGGGGCAGGGCCCGAGGGCCUGCCCUGGGCCUGCAGCUGCGCUCUCCCCGCCGGCUGGGCCCCGGGGCUCCCGGGGGCCUCGGGGGCCUCCGGCUCCCUCACCAGCUGGGAACCGGCUCCGUGGCUGUGCCCUCGCCAUCCGUGUGACCGGCGGAGGUGUUGGAACGGCUCUCCCACCAGUUGGGCUCAGCCUGGUCAGUGAAGCAGCCUGACACGUGCGCUGGUUCCCUUGCAGACCCAGAAGCACCUCGGGAGGGGAGGCCGAGGCUGUUGAGGGGCCGGGACGCGGGUGGGACGCCUGAGGGACGCCUGAGGGCCUGGGCCCCCACCCCUCCACUGCGAGCCGAGCAGGCAGCUUCGCAAGGCCUGAUUUGUCAUAGAGAAGAAGGUCACUCUUUGCAAGGCUAAACUAAAACCAUUUACAGUUUUUCUGCACGUAGUUUAUAGUCAUUUUUCUGUCCAAAACCUUAGGCUUUUGUAUUUUUUAAUUUCACUGUUACUCCUGAUUAUUGUCUUUUUUAUUGAGAUGUUGGAGAAGCAGGAGAUAGUUGUGCCUCAUCUAUUACUACAAAAACCUAACAAUAAACUUCCUUAAACUAA